Molecule: messenger RNA, 1377 nt
Organism: Lathyrus oleraceus (garden pea)
Lineage: Eukaryota; Viridiplantae; Streptophyta; Magnoliopsida; Fabales; Fabaceae
Exons: 3
Coding region: 1-1377 (458 amino acids)
Biological process (GO): DNA integration
Molecular function (GO): nucleic acid binding
Source: RefSeq, a predicted model, not a curated record
AUGGUUAAUUUCUUAUUUGAGAAUGAAAAGUCAGUUCUCUUGGUUCUUACCAAGGAGCCUAUCGAUAAUCUGAGUGUUACACAAAUCCCUGUUGUUUAUGAAUUUCCGGAAGUUUUUCCUGAGGAUGUCUCCUCUCUUCCUCCUGAAAGGGAAGUGGAAUUCUCUAUUGAUCUGAUACUUAGGACGGCUCCAAUCUCUUUUUCCCCGUAUCGCAUGGUGCCACUAGAGUUGAGAGAGUUGAAGAAUCAAUUGGAAGAGUUGUUAACCAAGCAUUUUAUCCGACCUAGUGUCUCACCAUGGGGAGCGCCAGUGUUAUUAGUAAAGAAGAAGGACGUGAAGUUUCUUGGUCAUGUAAUAUCACAAGGAGGAGUAUCGGUGGAUCCAUCUAAAUUUGAAGCAGUUAUUAAUUGGGAAAGACCGAAGAAUGCUUCCGAAGUCAGAAGUUUCUUAGGUUUGGCAGGCUACUAUCGAAGGUUUAUAAAGGGAUUUUCGCAGAUAGCGUUACCAAUGACUAGACUUACCCGAAAGGAAAUUUCUUUCAAAUGGGAUUCAAAGUGUGAGAAGAGUUUUAUGAGUUUGAAGGAGAAGCUAACGAUUGCUCAUGUUUUAGUCAUCCCUGAUCCUAGUAAGUCUUAUGAAGUAUUUUGUGAUGCCUCUAAGAAAGGAUUAGGAGGGGUGUUAAUGCAGAGUGGUCAAGUUAUAGCCUAUGUCUCUCAUCAGUUGAAGCCUCAUGAAGAGAACUACCUAACUCAUGAUCUUGAACUGGCUGUUGUUGUCUUUGCAUUGAAAGUAAAGAUUGAACAUCAGAAGCCAGGUGGGUUAUUGCGGCCUUUGGAGAAUCCAGUUUGGAAAUGGGAUAGUAUUUCAAUGGAUUUAAGAGUAGGGUUACCUCGGACCCAAGGUGGUUAUGAUUCAAUUUGGGUGAUUGUGGAUUGGUUGACUAAGUCCGCACACUUCUUGGUCGUGAAGACUACUUACAAGGCAUGCCAUCUUGCACAGCUGUUCAUUUCAAAAAUUAUUAGGUUGCACGGUGUUCCUACUAGAAUUGUAUCCGAUAGAGACCCAAAGUUUACUUCAAGGUUUUGGAGAAAAUUACAACAAGCUAUGGCAUCAAGAUUAUGUUUGAGUACCUCUAAUCACCCUCAGACGGAUGGUCAGACUGAACGGACAAUACAGACACUGGAAGAUAUGUUAAGAGCUUGUGUACUUGAAAGUGGAGGGAAUUGGAAGGAGCUUUUACCAUUGAUUGAAUUCUCAUAUAACAAUAGUUAUCAUGCAAGUAUUGGGAUGGCUCCUUAUGAAGCCUUGUAUGGACGGAAAUGUAGAAUACCUUUAUGUUGGAUAGAAGUUGGCAAAGAAAGGAUCUUAGGACCGUAG